GCGAGAAAGGUUGCAAAGCGUAGUGUAGGUACUUUUCCUUCACAGACAUGGAUAUACUGAAUGAUCCAUACCAAAGGUUCUUUUCGUAACAGCUCUCAAGAGAAACAUCAGUGUACUAUGGAAGGCUCCUCUCAGCUUUAUAAGAAAAGUACAUUCCCUCCACUUUUGGAGUCUUACUUACCUCUUAAUUGCCAGAAUCAGAACAGAGCAAAUUGGCAAAAACCAGAAAGAAACAAAAAGGAGCCGAUAAGGAACAACAGCCACAUUUUAAGUGAGGAAGAAAAGGAUGAACUCCUCAAGCAAGCUCUGCUUGAAAAGCAUCAUCUUGAAACCUACAAGAAUCUCUAUAAGAUAAGAAAUAUCUUAUAUGAACGCUACAAGACUUUGUUGAAUCAGAAAGUGCUAAAGCAACGAAUUCAGAUCAAGGCAUUUGAUCUGAAACAUCAACAACUUAAGCGCAAAGAACAAAAGUGCACCCCUCGUCGUAAACUUCCUUUCUGCAAGCUGUCGCAUGAUACCAAGUACUUGGAGUCCGUGUCACAGUCAAACAGCUACUGGGUUACUGGAUUGCACAAUGAACUAACUAAACUUGGAAUCAUAAAGAACCAGCAAGAUUAUGAAAACUUUUGGAAAUUUGCUUGGGAGGAUAUUCCUGGCCCAAAGAUCAAGGAGAAGCUUCCUGAUAUAAAAGCUAAAAGCUGAGUAUCUUCAUAAUUUCUAGAAAGUAGAAUAAGAUUCAUCUCUACAGGAAAAGCAGGCACAUAUUAUUUAUUCUUUCACUAGCCAAUAUUUUAAAUAAGGAAAUUGCUCCCUAGAAGAUCUUGUGAGCAUUUACAAUCCUUAAAAUGCAAGAUCAAAGCCAAGUUAAAUAAAUAAUAAAUUGAUUUGAAAUGCACAUAAUCUCACCAGCAAAGUGGCACCUACGAGAUGAGAAAUAUGGGUUGACUAUAGAUACUAGCAAUUUCA
Messenger RNA from Pseudonaja textilis, 966 nucleotides. Lineage: Eukaryota; Metazoa; Chordata; Lepidosauria; Squamata; Elapidae. The record is from RefSeq and is a predicted model, not a curated record.